AUGGUUGUUAAUGGGUCUACUCUUAACGGAGAUCCCUGGGGCCGCUAUAACGAGUACGAGCACCAGUACAAGCCUUUCCAGUCCCGCAGCGCCCAUCUGAAACAGACGGCUCGUGCGGUCAUGGAUGCGACGAGGAGCGCGGCGCGAGAGGCGUGGGGAAGAGGCGCAGAAGGAUUCAGUGCGGUAGUUGACCGAGCCGUGGGUUGGGCGCGCGAAGGAGGCACGUGGCGGUGGAUUGUUCUAGGAACUACCUCAGCGACUCUCCUCUCGCUGCUCGCCUGCACAGCCGUGUCCCUCAUCGUCACCGUCGCUCUCACCACUGCUGCGCUCGUCGUCUGCUGCGCCUCUGCCAUUGCGGCUGCUGCUCUCUUCCUCUUCCUCAUGCUCUUCGGGGUUACUGCUGUGCUCUGUGUUGCUGCGUCUGCUGUCGCCUGCACUGCCAUGGUUGUAGCUUCAGUAGCAAUCAUAUGCAUUCUCUUUGCUGCUGGAACGGCCCUGUCAGCAUGUGCAUGGUGGUGGGUGUUCACACAUGUCACCUCUGCCCUGCGCUCUUCUGCUGCUGCCACCAAAAGCUACAUCCUGCCUGCUCCCCACACUGCCACCCACACUGGUGCCCGUGCACAUGCUCAGAGAAUUCCCCUGGUAGCUGGAGCAGCUGCUUCAGAGAAAGGUGUGCCGGCAGCAGUAGUGGGAGAAGAAAACAACGAGACUUCGCCUCCACCUGCAGCAGCAGCAGCAGCAGCAGCAGCAGCAGCAACAGAGGCAGCAACAGAGGCAGCAGUGUCAGCAGGAGCAGCAGGAGCACUUCCGGAAAUGCCAUUGGGGUUACAGCCAAUGUAG
This is a messenger RNA of Closterium sp. NIES-65, 840 nucleotides long. The record is from the annotation of a GenBank genome assembly. Lineage: Eukaryota; Viridiplantae; Streptophyta; Zygnematophyceae; Desmidiales; Closteriaceae.